AUGUCUGUACAAACUGCAUCCGAAGGUUAUUAUACCCACGGGUUUCAAAGCUCUUCAACUACUUUAGUGGACACUAAUACAAUUAAUAUUAAAGCUAAUAAAUCUGAUGAUGAAUUAUCACAAUUUUUACAACAACUACGGUUAGAAAAUCCAGAGUUUAAGAUUUUACCACAUUUACCUGCUCAUAAAACAAUUAAUGAACAAUUAAUUUCUCAUAUUACAAACAUUAAUGACGAAACAUGUCUACCUGGUGAAGAAAAUUCUUUCUUUGUUGGCGACUUAGGUGAGUUAGAAAAUUUAUAUAAAAACUGGAAAUUUCAACUCCCUAGAGUUCAACCAUUUUAUGCUGUUAAAUGUAAUCCAAAUCCAAUUAUUCUAAAAAGAUUGGCAAAAUUUGGUGUUAAUUUUGAUUGUGCUUCAAAAUUAGAAAUUGAAACUAUUUUAAAUUUAGGUGUUGAUCCUUCAAGAAUUAUUUAUGCUAAUCCCUGUAAAAUGUCAUCAUUUAUUAGAUUUGCUAAUGACAAGAAGGUUUUAAAAUCAACUUUUGAUAAUGUUGAAGAAUUAUAUAAGAUUAAGAAAUUUCAUCCAAAUUCUGAAUUAUUCUUAAGAAUUGCUACUGAUGAUUCAACAGCACAAUGCCGGCUUUCCACCAAAUAUGGUGCCGACUUAGAGAAUGUUAGAGAAUUAGUCUCUAAAUGUAAAGAAUUAGAAUUAAAUUUAUGUGGUGUCAGUUUCCAUGUUGGUUCUGGUGCAAAUGAUUUUAGUACUUUAUAUAAAGCCACAAGAGACGCUAAAUGGGUUUUUGAUAUCGUUGAAAAUGAAUUUAAUAUGCCAGCUUUAAAAGUAUUAGAUGUCGGUGGUGGUUUCCAAUUAGAAUCAUUUAAAGAAGCUUCAUAUGUUUUAAAUAUGGCUUUAAAUGAAUUUUUCCCAAUUGGUUGUAAUGUUGAUAUUAUUGCUGAACCUGGUAGAUAUUUUGUUGCAUCUACUUUUACAUUGGCUACUAAUGUCAUUGCCAAGAGAAAAGUUAAUGAUGAGGAAUCAAUGAUCUAUAUCAAUGACGGUGUAUAUGGUAAUAUGAAUUGUAUCUUAUUUGAUCACCAAGAACCCGUACCUCGUACUCUAUAUCAUGAUAACGAAUUUCAUUACUUCGAUAAUGAAUCAACCUCUAAAUUAUCCUCGAAACAACAUCCUUUCAAAGUAUCCAUUUGGGGUCCUACCUGUGAUGGAUUAGAUUGUAUCACUAAAGAAUAUCACAUGAAACAUGAUUUAGUGGUAGGAGAUUGGUUAUUUUUCCCAGAUUUAGGUGCCUACACUUCAUCUGCUGCUACUGCAUUCAAUGGAUUUGAACAAGCUGCUACUAUUAUCUUCAUUAACGAAGGUGGUGAAGUAGUGAAAGAAUAA
Messenger RNA from Maudiozyma saulgeensis, 1401 nucleotides. NCBI's taxonomy places the organism in Eukaryota, Fungi, Ascomycota, Saccharomycetes, Saccharomycetales, Saccharomycetaceae. The record is from the annotation of a GenBank genome assembly.